Hemibagrus wyckioides is the source of this 1094-nucleotide messenger RNA. RefSeq names its product BCL2 associated X, apoptosis regulator a (gene baxa). The record is from RefSeq and is a predicted model, not a curated record. Gene Ontology annotation, molecular function: channel activity; protein heterodimerization activity; protein homodimerization activity. The transcript has 6 exons. Gene Ontology annotation, cellular component: mitochondrial outer membrane. Gene Ontology annotation, biological process: release of cytochrome c from mitochondria; intrinsic apoptotic signaling pathway in response to DNA damage; mitochondrial fusion. NCBI's taxonomy places the organism in Eukaryota, Metazoa, Chordata, Actinopteri, Siluriformes, Bagridae. Bases 81 to 650 code for a protein of 189 amino acids.
UCCGGGUCCGCCCUUCUUCCUGCCCCUAACAUUUGCGUCACUCCCGUCGGAAAUCCCGUGUAGUUAUUUUUCACUCGAACAUGGCCGGGGAAGGUAAUGCGGGCUUCAGCAACGAUCAGAUCCUGGAAUUAGGCGGUGUCCUGCUGAAAGAGUUCAUCUUUGAUCGAGCUAGUCGUUCUGCAGACAGCAGGACCGCUGUAUCGCGUCAAGACCUGGGUGGGACUGAGCUGUGUGACCCCAACCAUAAGAAACUCGCUCAGUGUUUACAGCAGAUUGGAGACGAGCUGGACAACAAUGUAGACCUGCAGAGAAUGUUAGCCGACUCUUCGCUCCAGCCAACUCAAGAAGUGUUCUCGAAGGUGGCACGCGAGAUUUUCUCCGAUGGGAAGUUUAACUGGGGCAGAGUGGUGGCGCUUUUCUACUUUGCUUGUCGACUUGUCAUCAAGGCUCUUAUGACAAAAAUUCCAGAAAUCAUCAAAACCAUCAUCAACUGGACUAUGGAGUACCUGCGGGAGCAUGUGAUCAAUUGGAUUAGGGAACAGGGAGGAUGGGAGGGGAUCCGCUCCUACUUUGGCACACCUACCUGGCAGACCGUCGGCGUCUUUCUGGCCGGAGUUCUCACCACUGUCCUGGUCAUGCGCAAGAUUUGAAGAACAAAAAAAACAGAGAACGCAAGAGUGACCGUAAAGAAUGGAGAGAGGACGGGGAGAGAGAGAGGGAGAGAGAGAGAGGACGAGCUGAUAAGAUGAGACGGAGACAUCAAGAGAAAGAGAAGGGCAAUAAGGGGCAGAUCCACUGUUAUUUGAACGGAGAGACAGACAGACAGAGAGAGAGAUUUGACUGAGAUCGGAUGAGAGCUAAGCAUAAUGUUUAAUCACUUUGUGACUCUUGAGCCUAUUUCCUUUCUCGUCAAUAUAUACAUACACACAUGCACUGAAAUAAAGGAAACGGAGAGAAAGACUGAGGGAUGCGCGGGAGAUCGUGUUUUUAAGUUAUUUAUUUUUAUCAUCAGGCAAAUCAAACAGUAAUUACCUUCGUCUUUUAUAUAUCAAAUAGAUUAGAUGAUUAGACUAGACUUUUUUUUUUUUUUUUUU